AGAAGAAAGCCCAAUACAAAUUUGAAGCCCAAAAAACUGGUGCCGCACUGGGCGAUUAACAAAUACAAAGCGCGGUGUUGUUACUUUGGUUCUUCCUCUGCAUCCAUCUAGGGUUGGAACAAAAUGGCUGAGUCUCCCCGCAAAAGGUAUUCGAGGUCUCCUUCUCCUUAUGAAGAACAGCUUAGGUUGCCAAACUCGCGCUCUAGGUCCAGGUCUAGGUCCUGGUCCAGGCCUAGGGGAAGGUCUAGGUCCAGAUCACUAUCGAGAGGCCGUGGAAGGCCAACUGAGGUUGUUAAUCCUGGAAACACACUUUAUGUCACUGGCCUGUCUACAAGAGUUACAGAGAGAGAUCUUGAAGAUCAUUUCAACAAGGAAGGAAAAGUUGCUUCUUGCUUUCUCGUUGUGGAGCCUCGUUCUCGCAUCUCUCGUGGAUUUGCUUUCAUUACAAUGGACAGCGUUGAGGAUGCUGAUCGUUGCAUUAAACACCUGAAUCAAUCAGUUCUGGAGGGGCGAUACAUAACUGUGGAGAGGUCUCGGAGGAAGCGCCCCAGAACGCCUACACCUGGUCAUUAUCUUGGCCUUGCUAGGGACAGUAGCUCUCGGGGAGAACGUGGUGAUCGAGGAGGUGGUAGAUAUCGUGGUAGUUCAGGCCGUGAUGAGUACAGGAGGUCUCCAAGGCGCUCACCUUAUCGACAUGGCCGGGAUUACUCUCCUCCCCCAAGGCGAUCUCCUUAUGGUGGAAGGUCAAGAAGGGAAAGGACUCGAUCCCCUCCAUAUUCUCCAUAUAGCGGAAGGUCGAGAAAGGAACGGACUAGAUCACCACCUCCCUAUUCUCCUUACAGUCCUGACAGGACUUAUGCUCAUCGAGGCAGGUGAAGCUGAUGGCAGAGACAUGAAGACUUUGGAUAUUAAAAUAUCACAUCUUUCGUUUGGAUGGCAUGGAAUGUUUAAAAUUUAUAGCCACUAGUAUGAAGUUAGUUAUUUCUGAAUUCUGAUGAACCCUUUAAACUCAUUACAGAGGACGUGACUUGUGUAUCGCAUAUUCCCUGUAUUGUCCUUGCCGUAUCAUCUUUGUGGAUGAGUUUCGAUUCUGAUUGUGGACUAGGGAUGUAUUAGAUUUCAUCUGGGUUUUUUCUAAUUUAAAACUCUUUCUAGUUGUUUUCA
Daucus carota subsp. sativus is the source of this 1164-nucleotide messenger RNA. RefSeq names its product serine/arginine-rich splicing factor SR45a. The record is from RefSeq and is a predicted model, not a curated record. The coding region runs from base 124 to 876 and encodes 250 amino acids. The transcript has 7 exons. Gene Ontology annotation, biological process: positive regulation of mRNA splicing, via spliceosome. Lineage: Eukaryota; Viridiplantae; Streptophyta; Magnoliopsida; Apiales; Apiaceae. Gene Ontology annotation, molecular function: RNA binding. Gene Ontology annotation, cellular component: spliceosomal complex.